AUGACUGGUACACUGGAGUUUUCAAAGAAGAAAGGUACUGAAGAUGUAGUAUACAAGUAUGAUAUCAAUGAGACAAGAGAACAUGGAGUCGUGCUUAUUAUAAAUAACGUCUAUUUUACGGAGAAAGAUAAAGCUGAUCGUGAAUCAUCAAAUGAAGAUGCUAAAAGAUUAAAGAAAGUAUUUGAAGGCCUUCACUAUCAAGUGAUAGUUCAUGAAGACUUACUGGCUGAAGAAAUAAGAACAAACGUUAGUGCAAUUGCUGCUGGAGUAGUAACCAAGAAACACGAUAGUUUCAUAUGUUGCAUUCUGUCUCAUGGUAAUCCAGUAGGAAUUGAAGGAGUUGAUGGUAAAACUGUUACUGUUGCUGAAUUGGCUGAUAUUGUAAAUUCUAAGGAAUGUUCAGCACUUCAUGGAAAACCCAAAAUAUUUUUGUUUCAAGCAACAAGAGGAAGUAACAUACCAGAACCUGCAGUUGCUGAUGAAGAAGAGCAGAGGGUUUCUGCUAGUCUAAGAGCAUUACCACCAGAGGCUGAUUUCUUGUUUGGUUUUAGCACUUCUGAUGGUAAUGUUGCUGCAAGAGAUGUCUACACUGGUUCACAAUAUAUAAAAGCAUUGUGUGAAUAUUUUGAUCCCAAAUAUUCUUCAAGACUUAGUCUUGAUGAGCUCCUACUUCUUGUUAAUUACAAAGUAUCAGGGAAUCCUAUUGAUUAUAAUUUGCCGUACAAGUAUCAUCAAAUGCCCGAGAUCAGAAGCACAUUGAGGGGAAAAUUUUACUUUUUAAAGUAG
Amphimedon queenslandica is the source of this 786-nucleotide messenger RNA. RefSeq names its product caspase-8-like. The record is from RefSeq and is a predicted model, not a curated record. Gene Ontology annotation, molecular function: cysteine-type endopeptidase activity. Bases 1 to 786 code for a protein of 261 amino acids. The transcript has a single exon. NCBI's taxonomy places the organism in Eukaryota, Metazoa, Porifera, Demospongiae, Haplosclerida, Niphatidae. Gene Ontology annotation, biological process: proteolysis.